GUCGACGUAUAUAAUCGAACGACAUAUUUUUUUUUUCUCUUUUUUUUCAGAAGCAUUUACGAAAAAAUUGCCCUCUCACUUUUGGUUCGAGCAAUUUUAAACAUCGCAUCAAACCAAACGCAACUUUCUUCGAUCUUUUGAUUCCAGCCCGAAUGCACCACCAGACUAAUUCUAUGAACCUUUUCUUUUUUUCUUUUUUUUUUUUUUUUCACGUGAAAUCAUUCCUCUUGUCGUCCCGAGGUGUACUCCCCACUCGUUUCGUCUAUUGUCUUUGUUUACUUUGUGUGUUACUUCGGCAGGUUUCCUAUCGAAGAUCGACUGGAGCACGAUGAACGAUUAUCGAAACGCGACGGCGGACGAUCUGUUGCCGAAAGAAAGGAAUUUCAACGACUCGUACUAUUAUCCGUGUCCGAUGACGGAUUCCAGUAAGAAACAGUUACCGCAUCAAUUGCAGCAGCAACAACAGCAACAGCAACAACUUUUCACCUGUGCCCUUUGCGGCAAGAAAUACACUUGGAUGUACAGUUUACGUCGACACCAGCUACAAUGCGGAAACAAGGAAGCGAGGAACAAGUGUCACUUUUGCGCGAGAAAAUUUUACAGACGCGACAGGCUCAAAGAACACUUGUUGGCACAUCAUCCAGACUUGAUCUAGAUCAUAAAGGAAAAUGUCUUUUUGUAAAAUUAUUGCCGAAAGAUAAACACGUUUUAACACGUUGGUUUUUCUCUCUCUCUCGAAUGAAACAACGUUUUCACGUAACGUUUUUCGUUACAGAGAUACUUGGUUUGGAGCAGCCGAGAAAAUUGUAUUUUUCUUGAAAUCUAUCGAUUUAAUAAAGUUUAUUGAUUAAUUAAUACGCUUGUACGACAAAUUAUGGGUAAAUGCUCGCGCGUAAGAUUACUCGACUGACUGUGCCAGCGUUAAUUUCUCUAUCUAUCUUUUUUCUCGUCACUUUCCUCUCUCUUCCCUCUUAUAUAUAUAUAUCCUCCGACUCAUCCGUCCAGAAAUAAUCGAAAUAUCUCACGUUCGACCGGUUUUUCGCAUUAAUCGAUCUUUGUCUAUUCCAGACGGAUCCAUCCCGAUGAACGAGUUCGAGUGCUUCGAAACAAAGGAUAUCAAAGUGAUCCCGGAAAUGAUUAAUCCACGGUUGAUCACGCUUGGCCCACGCGAACGGCAGCAGUACAUGUGCGGGGAGUGUGGGAAGGGGUACUCGUGGAUGGCCAAUCUUAGAAGGCAUCAAAGGCUCGAAUGCGGGAAGCUGCCCAAACAUCGCUGCAGAUUGUGUCGGAAAGAGUUUUAUCGGAGAUACGAAUUGAAAAAUCAUUAUAACACUAAACACGCCGUCUCUUAAAUUAUCAAUUGCGACGACAUUUUGCAUGUUUGUUGAGAUGGAAUCCAUUGAUGAAAAUCUUCACAAGUUUCAUAGAAUAUAUAUGUGGUACGAAUUAGGAGGCGAAGGAAGGCGUGGUGUUUCCGACAGCCAAACCGUAAUAGCCAGUGAUGAUUUAAGCCUAUCUUUUUUCUAUUUUCUAGUUUAAUUAUUUGUAUUUUUUCUUUUUUUUUCUUUUUAUUUCAUUUAAAAAUAUUUGGAUAUUUUUCUUAAUCUAAUUAAUCGUGUAACUCGUGUAAUUACAAUUUAUUACUCGACGAUUACAAUUUAUUUUAAUACCGCAUGAACUAACAGCGCAAUAUAAUAUACAUGACAAAUCAUGCACAUUACUUUCAAUAGAAAGAAGCUUUGUAACGUGGCGGCUAAUUUUAUAAUUUUUUUACAGUCACUAAUUUUCUCAUUGUAAUCUUGUUGCACAUUCCAGCUUGUGUGUUUAAGCUUUGCUUUAUCCAACACCGUGGUGGAUUAAAUUUAACCAGGUCUUUUUUUGAAACCAUUUUAUCCAUUUUUUCUUUUUCUUUCUUUUUUUUUUUUUUAUCAUUGAAAAAUAACGAACGAAUAUUCGCCUUUAGGAAAAUCAUCCUUUCCUCGUUAAAAACAGAAUGAAAUUCAUGAAAAUUUCCUAAUGAAAAUCAAAGAAAUUCAGAGAAACUCAUUGUAUAAGACAUCGUUAAAUUAUAAGGUUGCGGCUUAUAGAAAUUUGUCAAAGGUAUACUUUUCAACAAAUAUUCAGCACGUUUGAAAUUAUUAAAAUCGUCGUGAAAAAAGAAAAAAGAAAAAAAAAUUCUAUUCCAAUUUUUGUCACUUUCACGAUCAAUAAUAAACACCUCGAAACA
Apis cerana (Asiatic honeybee) is the source of this 2227-nucleotide messenger RNA. RefSeq names its product longitudinals lacking protein. The record is from RefSeq and is a predicted model, not a curated record. NCBI's taxonomy places the organism in Eukaryota, Metazoa, Arthropoda, Insecta, Hymenoptera, Apidae.